AGACCUAUCCGUAAAUAAACAUGGUUGUUUAUUGGUUGGCGGCAUUGUUAUUGUAUUGUCGUAGCAUUUAAAAAUCAAAUAAAAUAAUAAAAAAGAAAAUAUUGCAAUGGAAGUAGAAGAUGCCAGGUAUUACGAAGGUUGUGGGCAUGAAGGACCAAUAAGAUGCAUAUUUUUAUGUGAAUUUCAUCCAACUGCCGGACCGCGAAUUACUUAUCAGGUUCCUGAUGAUUAUGUUUCAAAGGAAAUUUUUGAUGCAGUAAGUGUGUACAUCAUUCCAAAACCGCAAUUGCAAAGAACUAUUUUUACAGUGAAUGUUUUGGGAUUUAAAAUUACAGGCUUCCCAGUCAGGAUUGACAAUGCAAAAUAUGCUCGUAAUGCUUAUUACUUCAAUGUUUGUUUUGUGUCCGAUUUCUGGGCACGCACUGUUCAAUAUGAACCAGUCAUCAAAAAGUUUUCUGAAUAUCUGGUAACUAUGGAAGAGCAGACUGGGUUCUUAUCAGAUACAAAUCAACCAGAGAGUGAAAAUACAAAGCUUCCUGCAAUGCUCAAGCAGAUAUUAGAAGAUUUGAACUCAAAGAAACAAUCCAGUGUGACUGAUGGUAACAUGACAAUACACUUGAAGGUCGUGAAGUUGUCUGCAGACCCACAGCCUGUGGUCGAUCAUGUUGUUCCCAUACUAUUGGUUGACCUCAACACCUACAACAAUCAGCAUUGGGAUCUUACUACCCAAAGGAUACUCCAACAUAUAGAUGGUUUCAGCCAUGUUGCUAAAAUUGCAGCGCAAGCAGAUGCAGAAAAUUCUCUUGUGAAAACAUGCAUUCAGAAUCUCUUGUAUUAUGGAGUUGUCUCUCUCUUACCAAUUUUCCAGUAUUCAAAUGUGUAUGCAACUACACCAGAACUAAAGAAUCUAGUGAGCAAUAAGUCUUUUCAAGAAGAAUGCUUGCAGUUUGUCUCAAAAUCCAGUGGCACUCAAGCAAGUUUGCGGGAUGUGUUUGUUUUCUACAGCAGUAUGACCCAGGGCACAACCUUAAGAGAUCUGUGUGUUCGAUUCAACCCAUCUGCUCUUCAUAUUGAUGAAAAGAAGCUUAUCCAGUUUGGACUUCUUCACAAAUUGAUUCGUCGCAUUCACAAAUAUCCUGUUUGGGUCAACAGCAGUUCACAGUGCAACAGGCUGUCACCAAUGACACAAAUCUUCACUGGCAUGGCCUCGUAUGAUGAACUUUGUUGUGGUAUGGAGAUGAGCUACCAGCAACUUGAGGAGCUAGUAGAACAUGAUCCACGAAUCCUAAUUGUAUGGAAAUAAAGACCGCCAAUUUUUGAAGGGAACUUGAUUGCUGGUUUUGAAAUCAGAAGCAAUAGAAUCACUACCUCCAAGAAAUAAAAAUAAAAGUUUUAUGUAAAGCAAAGGUAUUUAAUGCUCAAGCUUUGUAAUUAUGAAAUUUGUUCUAAAAUAAGGUUUUGGACACAGUCUAAAAUGUGAUGAACUUCUACCAUUACAUUUGUUGCUUUUUUUUCACAAACACCCCCUCCCCUAUCUUAACUUGAAGUAAAUUAGGAUCUAAAUGCCAAUUUCAUUGUUUUGAGGAAAUUGAGUUUUUGAUUUUGUUACGAGAUAAAGUCUAUUAUAUUUCGGCUGAAUUUUUAGUUCCAGAGUAUAAAUAUUUUUUUACAUAUACUUCAUAAGUCAAUAUGUCAGAAUUACUUAGAGUAACUAGAGUUAUAUAAAAUUGAAGUCGUAAAAUUUAGUUUGUUCUAAGUUCCUUGAUCCUUAACAUUUGAAAUUGUAUAAAUGCUACAAUUUAUAACAUAAAUAAUAAAUAAGGAAAACAAGCUAUGUAUGAUGACUGCAACACUUAUAAGGAACAUUGCAGGCAUUCAACCCUUUAUUAUUUUAUAGGACUACGCACAUAGUCUUAUUCUGGUCAUAAUACAAUUGUUUUAAAAAUGAUGUGUAUAUCCUUUUUUACUUCAAGGCUUUAAUAAUUAUUAAAUGCAAUGAAAGACUGUUUUAUCUAUACAAGCCUAAUUUCAGUAUUAUUUAAUGAUUGUCAUGGGAUUGGAAGUUAAUGUCAAGCAAGAAUUAAGUUAUUAUUUUUAACAUUGUUUUGCAUUUGAUUUUAUUCACUAUUAAGUGUAUCAAGGUAAUAAAAAAGAAGCAUAUAUCAGUUUUGCACCUCCUAUAAUAUAUCAAUGAUUUAAAAUUUUGACUUGCAAGAAAACUAUUUGAUAAUCAUAAGUUCAUUGACUCAAUCAGCCUAGAGUAUUGAGGAAAUGGCAACCAGAUUUAUGUAAUAUUUUUUAAAUGAUAAGUUAAAUAUUUGAGGAAGAAGGGUGAUAUUUAGUCCUAUAGUAGACUUGAUCCAGCCUUCUCUUUCAAUACUGUAUUGUGUGUCAUGACCUUUAAUAUUAAGGUUGCUAACACUGGUUGAAAAUACCAUGAGUGAAUCAUUGAAGGAGUUUUGAUUUUAAAGUAUAAAUAACUAGAUUGUUUUUAUAUUUUUGUUUUUCAGAAUAUAUACUAUCUAGAAAUGAUUAUCUUAAAGUUUUAGAUUUAUUUGAUACUAUAGUAGCCCAGUGUUCUUGUUCAUGAUUGUGCUUUGUGAAUGUUUUUUUUUGCUUUGAUUAGUCUUACAUGUUUUGUGCUUGUAUUUUUCUCACUACUAUAUGAAAUAUUUCUUGGGCAGUCUUGAUCCUAAUCGUAGCUGGGAGUCUUUAUCCGGGAUCAAAUCUGUCAGUGGGAAGGAUAGAUAGCCAAAUAGUCAAUGUGACUGUCUACAAUAUACCGUAUUCACCCGAAAAUAAGACGACCCCCAAUUAUGAAAACAUGUUUCAGGAAAAAUUAUAAACUCACAAUCUUAGCUUCUUUCUUUUGGUGCCAUUGCCUGGAUUCACAAGAAAACAUUGAUAUAAGCAAUAUCUGCAUAUAUUUCUAAAAUUGUCUUCUACAAAUAACAUUACACAUUUAAAACACUGAAUUAGGUCAUUUCAACUGAUUUUUUUUCUUUCCAGUUUCAGUUAAUUACAUUACACAUUUUCCUCUUCUCCACUGUCACUAUGAUGAUUAUCAUUUCCUUGUCUUCAUUCUCAUCGGUUUCACUGUCCAAAUUCUCUGCAUCAUUCCACAAGAACUCAUCUUCUGUGCCAUCCAUAGCAUUGGUUAGGCAACAUUUCUUGAAGCAAUUCACAAUAACAUCAGGCCUGAUCCUGUUCCAUGCUGUCAUGAUCCAAUUGCACAGUUGUGCAACAGUUGGCUUCUUAAUUUUACCUGUGGGUGUUUUCUCAUGGUUACCUGCUGCCAGCCAUUGACAGUAUAGCUGCUUCAAAUUGUCCUUAAAAGGUUUGUUAACCACAACAUCUAGAACCUGUAGUUGAGAAGUCAUUCCACCAGGAAUAACUACCAGAUCUGUGUUCAAGUCUUGUAUUUUUUUUUCACGUCUGAUGUCAGAUGUCCUUUAAAGGCAUCUAGUACAAGCAUGCCUCUCUGCUUCAACAAAGCACCAGGUCUUCUGCCCCAAAUUAUUCCUAACAAAUCCAACAUCAAAUCAUUGGUCAUCCACCCUUUUGGUUGACACCUCACUACAAUACCCUUAGGCAUUGUUUUUCUCUUCAAAAUUACAAAUGGUGGCAGUUUCCUGCCAUCUGCCAACACUGUCAGCAUAACAGUCACUCUUAAUUUUUCGUUUCCAGAAGUUUUAAUUCUGAUGGAUUUUGCCCCACGAUCAUCAAUUGUGUAAUUUGAUGGCAUAUCGAAAUAAACAGGGGUUUCAUCUGCAUUCCCGAUUUUCCCCAUGAUAUAGUUGUGCGAUUUUCGUAAUUUAAUAACAUGUCUUUGAUAGGCUGUCAACUUCUCUUCAAAAUCUGCUGGCAGCCUUUGACACAACGACGUUCUUCUUCGAAGGGAAAACCCACUUCUCCUCAUUAAUCUUGUGCACCAGCCCCUACUAGCUUUGAAAUCUCUUCCUGCAAUGUUCAAAGUUAUUGCGAUUUCGCGUGCCUUUUGUUGGAUAGAAAUAUAAGAAACUGGCAUCCCAUUUCUUCUCUGUGCUCGUACGAAUUCCGUUACUUGUUUGUCAAUCUCAGGGAAGUUUCCACGUCUUGGUCCACGGAAAGAUUUUCGUGUUGAGCUUGCAUUCUGUAUUCGAGGCUUUUGUUUUCUCCAGCGCCGAACAUUUGCCUCGGUAACACCAUACUUUCUAGCUGCCACACAGUUAUUGGUGUCUUCUGCAUAUUUCAUAGCCAUCAGUUUAAAAUUUUUGUCAUAACUGCGCCUUUCACUUUAUUACAAUUUGCUUUCACACUUGAACCUCGUUUUUCCACGUAGUCAGCCAUAACGAUUAACGAAUGUAAAAAUGCCGUCGUCACCAAUAAACAAUGCAAUUUCCGUUCACCAUAGAUAAAUAUGUAUCGUUAACAUAUGCCACUUGUACACGAAGUGUGUUCCAUAUUGACGGGACUACUGAUCUUUCGCUUUGCGAUGUUGGCAGCCUGGAACAUGGCUAUGGCAUGCAGCAGAGAAAGUGUCGUAUACACGUGCAUAUUGUGUUAUCUAUGAGCACGGCUAUUGUUUACUUAGCUGCUUAUAUGCUUGUUGCUUAGCUGGAGUAACAUUACGGCAUUUUUAAUGAGGAAGUUAUGGAAAACAUGAAGUGCUGCAAUAUUUGGCGUAUGGGAAACCCAUUGUUUGUGUUAUAUUAGAGGCUAUGAAUAAAUAAAUAAAUGAAUAAAUAAAUAAAUAAACAAACAAACAACCUUUGUUAUUAUAGGUUAUACAACAAAACAAUCUUUAAAAAAUGUUUGAUCUCGGUUGUUAGAUGACCCCCAAUUUUUUGAAUCCUCUAGAAGGAAAAAACUAUCGUCUUAUUUUCGGGUGAAUACGGUAGUGUUGGAACGUUCAAAGCUAGCUCCAUCGAUGGAUUUUGCUUGUUUUCAGUGUAUGAAAGCAUUAAUAAUUUAGGUGUCUCCAAACACCUUUGCUUCUGUGACAGGGGUCUAUAAAACACUAAAAUGCUUAUAAGUUGAUUUUGAUAAUGGAGGUGAUAUUGUUAGAGUGAGUGGAAGGAUAGUUAGAUAGUGCCAGUUUAAAAUAGGUGCUGCAAAGAGCUGAGUGAGAGGCAUUUAUCAAAAAAUAAUAUCUUCAUAAGUUGUAAGCCUCUCAAGAUGGUAAUGAAGCUGAUAGAACAGAUUCGAGGCUUAGGAGUGGAAUAUAGAACAAUACCUCCAUCCAAUUAGGUGAGAUUAUUUCUAGAAUAGAUAUUGGCCUUUCUCUGAAGAAAAAAAAACAAUACCCACCAGCCAGCCCAUAAUCCUGUAGUAGGCCUACAUGGUUUUGAAAAUUUAUCUUUUUUUCCCCUGAAUACAUCUGAAACAUUGAUGAGACUGGAAUGAAAACUGGAUGCAUACCAUUUAGGCUCAUAGCAGAACAAGAAUCAAGCAAAUAUUGAAGGUUAGUAUUUAUGAUAAGUCAACUUAUAAAAUGAUAUGCUUCUAUUAAAAACAUUAUAAAUAGCAUUUUUUCUUUCCCAAUGAACUGGUAAGAUUGAAUGCUACAAGUUAUGGCAACAGGAUCUGCAAGUGAAAAAACAGAGAUUGGGUUGGAUGACAGGAUAUAAUUUUUUUUUGCCUUACAUAUUAUAAGUAGCACUCACUAUGCUCUAAUUAACCCUAGAAGUUUUACUCAAAGCAACAGACUAUUCUUUGUAAUGAUACCGUCCCACUUCCCUUAAAAUUUAGUCACUGAAUCUUAACCCAGCACAUUAUUGAAACUAAUAAUUUACGACGAAAGUGGGUUUGUGGGAAUGUGCUUAUCUCUAGACUGUGGCUUCAGACAACAUUAUAAGCUUAUGAGUUGCAGAAUUUUGGACAGUGAAUUUAGACCUAUUUAUAUAUCAAGUUACUUGCACUCAAAACUUCCGAACAUGCUACUCAAAAUGGAGAAGGUAACUUGACUUGCAAUGGGGAGUGGAGAAAGAAAGGGUUCUGUCAAAGUCUGCAAAUUGUUUGUACAGGAAAAUAAUUGUUUUCAAGAGUGGGAAAUAUAAAAUUUAAAUGGGCAGUUAGAGAAAGCUUGGAAGAGGACCCUAAAUGUUAGGGAUUGGAAUUGAAUAUAACCACCCUAAAAUAAAAAUUGUAAAAUAUAUAAAUGGGCAGUGUAGGAACAAGGCUUAAUGGUAGUAUCACCAUGCAAAAUGAUGCCAUAAUGGAAGAAAUAAAUCAUCUCUGUGGUAGUUGUUCAGAUAUGCAUUGAAAAUAAAAUUUAACUAAUCAUAAUGCUGGUCAGGUUGUUAUGGUUGUUAAUAAUAAUGUGAAAAUAUAUUCCAAACAGAAAAUAUGUAUUUAAACAAUUAUCUUUUGUAGAAUUAAAAUACUGUAAAAAUUUUUUAACAGAGAUAGUGUUGCUUCCAAAGCCUCUAUCACAGGUCUAGAUAGUUUGUUUUCACAAAAUAAAAACAAAUUUAAUCUCAAAGACUUUAUUAACAUUAUUUGAUUUUAACAAAUGCAAGAAAAAUUAAAUUGAAAGUUUUUGCUUAAUGUACACACCUAAGUUUAUUUCCAGCUUACAAAAAUAUCUCCCAUUUGUACCUGCAAACCUAACCAAUGUACUGAACGUAAUGGGACAACAAACUAAAUUGAUUGUUAAACCAUUUAACCAGGGGAGAGGGCAUUAGCGUGGGUUGUUACAACCUACUUCCUCCAAAUAUUUAUACUCCACAGGUUAUGGGUGCCAUGUCAUUUUAUUUUUGUGGCAUUUUCAUUUAACCAUUUUACUGUGGACAUCAAUAUUUUCUAGCCACGUGCCCACGCAAGAUUUUCCAAGUCGAUAUUUGCCUAAGGGAAGAUAUUUAUAUUUUCACAUAAUAUGUUAGUUGAAUAUGUGAAGUUCUUAUUUAUCAGUAUUUCUUUUUCAAAUGGAGAAAAUAUAUCUGAAUCAUGCCAUAGCCCAAAGUAACGCUUCCAGCCAGGGCUUCGCAGUUUAAGUGUGACAGGUUUUAUGUUACAGACAAUAUUCUAGUGUGAAAGUUCUGUAUAAUCACCCGUUAGAACAUGAAAAAAUGGAUAUAUUUUGAAAACAUUUAGAAAGGGAACAAGAAAGCUUAAAUUAAAAAAUGGGGGAAAUAUAUAUAUGUAAUGAUUCCUUUCAACAAUAUACCAUGCAACAUUUUGCUCUUUUUCAAAGACUUGUAAAUUAAAUUUUGUUUUUAAUGUAUUUUUCCUCAAGCACCAACUGGUAUAUGGUAAUACAGUAGGCUUGUAACUUUUUUCAGCACCUUGUAACACCAGUUUUUUUUCUCCAAAUGGAAUUUGAUACAUGAAUGUUAAAAAAUAUUUUAUAUUGUUUCAAAUAAUGGUUAUUAAUUGAAAUUGUGAACAUUGUGGCCAUAAUAGGUUUAGCGAGCUUGAAUUAACAUGUUAAAUAUUUGUAACCAUUUAAAAUCAUUUUAUAACUUGAAAUGAGGAAAAAUUGUAUAACGGCAAAAUAAAAUUGAUAUGCCAUGUCAUAAAAACAAGAUGAUUUAGAAAAUAAAACCAUGUUUAGGAACCUAUAAUUAUUAAUACAUAUUUCCAAAUAAUGUACAAGAUGUGCCACAGGUCUGCCAACUAAUGUGACAGCCUUCUUGAAUGAAACUUGAGACUGAAUUAUGCAUAAUAUUGUAUGUUAGAUGUAAAUAUGUCAUAUCAUGGCUUUAUCUGGAUAUUAAAAUAUAAUACUAUAGAACCCUGUUGUAACAUAUUUUGAAGGGAGAGAGAAAAAUAAAAUGUUGCAUGCAGAUAAAUGUUAUAAGCAAGAACUAAAUUUUUAAGAUCUAUUUUAUUAAAUUCUUUUAGCAUGCAGAUAAAUGUUAUAAGCAAGAACUAAAUUUUUAGGAUCUAUUUUAUUAAAUUCUUUUAGAUAUAUAGAUAUAAAGUAUACUGACAUGCCAUUAAGAUUUUAAAACAGUAUUAUUAUUGUUGGCUAUUUAUUUAUUUUUCUGUAACUAGUCAUACAUUUUCUUUCUUGCCAUCAUGUAAAAAAAGCCACGAUAAAUAGUGUGCUGCUUAGAGAUAUUUGCUUCUAUUAGAGCAUUAUUUCUAGAAAAUUUUAUAUUAAAAUUAAAUUAUGGGUUUAGAAAUUGCUCCUUUAAUUAAUUUGCUGUUUUUAUUCAAAUCAGUAGGUGCCUACUUAUUUGAUGACCAGCACUAUGCAAAAAUGAUAAAUAAAUUUACUAUUUUAAAGUUAAUUUAAUGGUGUUAUAAGUAGGAAUUUAAAACAUUAAAUGUUAUACAGUAGAGUAUCUUUCAUCCGGAUUCAUGGUGACCUAGCCUAGUCUGGAAAACAGAAAAUUCUGAAUAAUAAAACAUGUGAACAUAACCUCACCAAGACAAUGUUUACAACUUGUUAAUAAUCACAAGGCUACCGGUUAAUAGUUUCAGUAUUCAGAAAAACAGUGGAACUUCAUAUUAAGAGAGCUGACAAUGGCAAGAGAUAUCCUCGUUUCUAUUAGUACUGGUAAUAACCAAACACAUGAAAUUGAAAUCUAGAUUCCAGAACAUUCCUAAAAUGUCCUAAUUUUACACUAUAUCUUGAAAAUGGUGCACUGUAGUAAAAAAUUUCAUAGAAUAAAUGUUGUAGCAAAUUUAAUUAAGAGUUGAAAAGGUGUCUAUGAAUUUUUUUUGUAUCUGUAUUGGAUUUUCUCUUUUAAUCGCGAAUAAUAUUGUCCGAUACAUGCCGGAGCUCAAAGAACUGCUGGGGUGAACAUUGCUGUGCAAGGUCACAUGGAGCGUAAAAAGAAACGGGAGAGGGAAGAAAGGAAGAGCGUUUGCCACCCUCCCUGAUGUUGUUUCUGAAAGGAAAUGCCCAAAAUUGUACAUGCUACUGUCCCAUGCCACAAUUAAGUUACUGCCAGGAGUUUUCAUUUGUUUUCAACGCAUAUGCACACAAAAAUUUUACACAUGUAUUUAGCAAAUAUUUAUCUGAUUUGUUAACAUUUUCACGGUAAUGUUCAUACCUUCGGACUGUCCUACUUUAUUACUACAGGAGGAAAGGGCGGUGGUCAUCCACUCCUCCCACCUUCCCUCUAGCAACCUCUCCUAUUCCCCAACUACUAUAAGACAAAAGAUAUUUGAAGUGGAUUUUGUGGAGGAGAAGCUCAGACAAUAUCACGCUAAACCUAGAAAAUUUCCACAAAUCGAAGAUCGAUAGCUACAAUACGUCCACUAAUUGAAAAUUAUUGGUUGCAGUGUUUUGCAUAAACUGUUGCUAGUAAUAGAGUAGUAAUGUGUACACAAAAGGAAUUUUGUUGGCACAGUUCAAAGCGAGUAGUAUGUGGAAUACGUGCUUCAUGCAUCACAAAAACUUAUCAAGAUUGACACAAUGAUUAUGUCUUGCUAGUUUUGUGGUAUUAAAAUGGAGGGAGAGAGGUGGGGGGAGAACCAUCAACAUUGCGUAAGAUAUGGUCAUGCUCGCUCAUAAAACACUGGCCUCUAACUGAAAACCAGCAUAGCAGACAGCAAUCUGUGAAGGUGGAGAAGGGCAAGUUGUCGCCAUCAAACGGGAGCGCUAAACAAAAAAAUAGAGAGACCAUAUUUGUCACCAGAAUCUCGCAGACUUCCCUUCUCCAUGGCUGCUAGUGAAUGCAGCCAAACAAACGAGACCGGGCAUGUUGUUUGUCAAGUCCUGCCCUCUUUCUUCCCCUUCUCUCCUAGAUUGCUAGAGACAGCAGUCAGUCCCCCAGCCUAUCCAUGCACUGUCACGCUAUGUAGUCUUUGUGUUUACUGCGCAAAUGUUUGGUUUUUCAGCUAAUGAUUUUUUCUCCUUGUUUAAAGAUGCCAUUUAAAUCACUCGUACUUACGAAAGGGCUAUCAUGAAAGAACUUGUAAUUUUCAGAUAAAUGUAACAUCAUUUAUGCAGUCAAAUGUAUGGUGCAUUACAAAACUGUAUAACUUCAAAGGUCUCAUACUAUUCCAUACUCGUAUUUUUUUUUUUUCGAGGUUCCACUGUAAUAGGUCCGUGGCCUUUGGCACAAUGUGUCACAAGUGCUGGUAUCACGUGAUAAAAUGUACAGGCGUUAAAAUAUGAAGUUUAAGUCAUUCAUAAAAAUGUGUGUUAUUUAGAAUAGUUCCGUGUUUGGAUGUCCAAAUAAACUAUUCUCUACUGUAUACAGGAAUUUUAUGCAUUUUUCUUAUGAAGUUAUAAGCAGGGAUCCUACAAAAGCUUAUACUGUAGUUAGCAUUGACUGUUUGGCAGAUAGAAUUGAAAAUGUACAAUGGGAAGCAUUUAUCACCACUCUUCUGUUUUGAACAACGAUUACUUUCAGGAUAAAGAAACUUUGGUGUGAUAAAUAAUCUCAUACUAAAUGUGAGUUGUUUAGUGUGCUUUACGUUCAAAUCAAGUGUUGUGAUUAGUUAGAGAACACCACUAUUCUGUUAGUAGAAGUAAGAUAUUUUUUUGUAGAGAUUGUGUGAUAAAUUAAUGAUGCUACUUAAAAUGUAUUAAAUGAACUUAAACAAUGUCUGUCCCAUACUUAUGAUUUGGUUAUAGACUGAACAGUUGGAUCUCAGUAGCAUUAAGGGGAAUAAAGUCUGAUGCAAACAACUUUUACUUGUAAAUUUUUUUCAAAUCCCUGUCUAAUUGCAUCCUUUCCAUUGUGUAAUGUGGAUUAAGAAUAUGUGACAUAGAGCGAGAAUAAUAUUUUAGCUCUAGUUUUGUUGGUACAUUCCCAGCACAAAUUAUAGAGUAAUGGCUAAUCUUCUGCUGCCCCAUCUCAUGAGAGAUUAGAUCAGCUUUAAGCUGAUUAAUUCUGCUGCCACACAAAAGCACAUUGAUGUUAAACCCUGUAAAACCAUGUUCAGAAGUUUCUCAAUGGUAUUUUGAAAUUUUGAGUACUAACUGAAAAACUUAUUAAAAGGGUAAAAUUGUACGUAUUUAUAGGUGAAGUGCUACAUUUUUAAAACUUAUUAUGCAAUUAAUUUUUGUAAGUGAGAUUUACUUAAAAUGAGGGUUUUACUGUACUUGCUUUGGGUGUGACUAAUUAAACUCAAAAGAGUGCUAACAAAUAUUUCUCAUAGAAAUAUAAUAAAACCAAGAAAGCUAUUUUUGGUAUAAGGCAAAUACUUGUAUCCUAUAUUUAAUGGAUAUUUGAAGUAAUUACUUUUAUUAUGGUACAAACAACUUAGUAUACACAAA
Messenger RNA from Bacillus rossius redtenbacheri, 11161 nucleotides. RefSeq names its product GATOR complex protein NPRL2-like. The coding region runs from base 107 to 1303 and encodes 398 amino acids. The record is from RefSeq and is a predicted model, not a curated record. NCBI's taxonomy places the organism in Eukaryota, Metazoa, Arthropoda, Insecta, Phasmatodea, Bacillidae. The transcript has 10 exons. Gene Ontology annotation, biological process: cellular response to amino acid starvation; negative regulation of TORC1 signaling; positive regulation of autophagy. Gene Ontology annotation, molecular function: GTPase activator activity. Gene Ontology annotation, cellular component: GATOR1 complex; vacuolar membrane.